Molecule: messenger RNA, 2592 nt
Organism: Sardina pilchardus (European sardine)
Lineage: Eukaryota; Metazoa; Chordata; Actinopteri; Clupeiformes; Clupeidae
Product: GTPase IMAP family member 8-like
Exons: 3
Coding region: 137-1597 (486 amino acids)
Molecular function (GO): GTP binding
Source: RefSeq, a predicted model, not a curated record
UGAAUGGCCCACUCAGACUACUGUUCAAUAUUAAGUUAUUAAAAUUUAAUCACGUGGGAAACCAGUCCAACCUGAACCCAGCCAUGUCAACUGUUUUCAACGACAUUUCAUCAGACAGUGCUGGUGACAUGCAGAGAUGAAAAUCAUACUUUUAGGAAGUGAGGAAGGAGGUAAGACUUCUUCAGGGAACACCAUCUUAAGGAGAGAGGCUUUUGAGCUGAAGAAAACUGCUGAGUGUAUAAAGAAAGAUGGAGUGGUAGCUGGGCGUAAGAUCACUGUUAUUGACACACCAGGACGGAAGAAAGACUAUCUAGCAUUAUCUACCCCAAAGCUGUACAAAGAAGAAGUGGUUCGUAGUGUAGCUCUUGCUCUCCCAGGACCUCAUGUUCUACUUCUUGUUAUUAAUAUUAGUUGUUCAUUUAUUGCUGAAUGCAAACAAGCCGUGGAGGAACACCUACAGCUCUUUGGGGAGAAUGUCUGGAACCACAUAAUAGUGCUGUUCACCCAUGGAGAUGAGCUAGAAGAAGAUAUCACCAUCCAACAGCACAUUCAAGAUGAGGGAGAACCUUUGCAGCAGAUCCUUCAAAAAUGUGGUAACAGGUAUCAUGUCUUCAACAAUAUGGAGAGGGAUGACCACAGUCAGGUCAAUGAGCUGCUGGAGAAAAUACAGGAGAUGGUAGCAGGAAACAGAGAAGACCAUUUUGAGAUGGACAAAAAAGUUUUACAACGAUUGAUUGUGAAAAAGAAGAAACAAGAUAAGAAAGCCAAAGACAGAAGGAUGUUGAUGCUCAGACCAAAAGAAAAUCUUAGAUCAACAACAGAUCUGAGAUUUGUUCUCAUUGGACAUCAGUGUAGUGGAAAAAGCUCAGUAGGAAACACCAUUUUGAAAGCAAACAAGUUUGACUUCAGGACUCUUCCUAUGUCUAUCCUCAAGAAAUCAACAGUAGCUGAAAGGCAGGUCACAGUCGUUGACACACCGGGCUGGCAAAAGGAUGGUCUUUUGACAGACACGCCAAAAACGUCUAAAUAUGAGAUUGUGCGCAGUGUGUCUCUGUGUGCUCCAGGACCACAUGCUUUCCUCCUGGUGAUACCUGUGGACACCACAUUCACAGACAGCGAUGAGAAAUCAAUCAUUGACCAUCUAGAGCUUUUUGGAGACCAGGUCUGGAGUCAUGUGAUAGUGGUGUUCAGCCAUGCAGACUGGAUGGGAGACACAGCCAUUGAGCUGUACAUAGAGAGUGAAGGGGAGGGUCUACAGAGACUUGUGGAGAAAUGUGGGAACAGGUACCACGCUCUCAACAACAUGACUACAGGUGAUGAAAGUCAGGUCAGAGAACUACUGGAGAAGAUUGAACACAUUGUCACAGUAAAUAGUGGCAGUCAUUUUGAGAUGGAUGCCAAUAUUGUAGACAAAUUGAAACGGGAAAGUUUGCAAGAAGAGGUGGAGUGCGAAGGAAAGAACCAAAGAAGUGGAACACAUCUGACAGAGAUCUCUGAGAGUUCAGGAUACCAAAGCUCUCUUCCUUUCUCUCCUCCUUUUUCAAUAAAAAGCUCAACUUCCAUGGACUACCCACUAACAUUCAGAAUAUGGGAGUAGGGGACAAGGUGGAAAUCAUGGCCUCAGAAAGUAAAAAUCCUGCCAUGUAUUACUCCAGCCUGUCUACUUAACACAGAUGAUGUCACCUGCAAGAUCAGCAAGUAUAGAGAAUGAUUGGAACAUGUAGCACUUCAACUUGCUGAAGCUGGGAUGUCCGCUUUUCUUAGCAUCAAUCCAACCAUGGAUAAACAUAAAGAUUUGAAAACUGUCCCUCAGUGCUAUUGUGGUACUAUUUCUUGAGAAUGUUUUAAUAUUCUAAUCUCUAGUGAUCUAAAUACGUUUUUGAAAUGUGCAUUUAUUACAGUAUGUAAAAAUGGUAGACAAAAAAGACAAUCAUUUAUAUUAUUUAUAAGACAAUAUUUUAUUGUGUUAUUAAAUUAUAAGUUUAUAAUUUUGAGAGUUGAAUAGUCCAACAACCAUUAGUAGUUUAACAAAACUGACAACUGCUCUGACAACUGGAGACAAACAACCUAGCCUGUCCCCCUGCCUGUCCCCCCGACAAAAAACAAAACUCUGCACGGAGUUUCUCUGAGAAUACUGAAGAAAGGGGUGAGCUACCUGUAUCAUUUGAUCUCAUGCACAUUAUUCUGAGCAAAAACGUCUGCUAAUAAAAUAGAGCUUCCUGUGUAAUUGCUGACUGCACCUUAUUAAACUUAAAGUUCCAUUUAGGCAGUUGGAGGAGGACUUCCUGGAGAGCAGUUUCACCUUCAUCCCCUGCUAUGGAUGUUCCACACUGUGUGGUAAUAUAGUUUUACAAACAGACUUUGUUAUGGUUUUGUAACUAUUACUUUAGUUCAAAGCCAUAGAGGUUGCCAAGACUGUUAUGUUAGACCUACUUUUAAAGAGGUCAAUCUCUCACAAUCACCAAGUUCACAUGCAUUUUAAUAGAUAAUAAUCAAUGAAUGCAUCAUUAUAUGAAAAUGUAAUUUUGCUGAUGAUGAAUUAUUGUAUUAUGAUGAUGCAUUAUUAUAUGUGUUAUAUUAAAUGGUGCAAAU